This is a messenger RNA of Neurospora hispaniola, 1009 nucleotides long. RefSeq lists its product as uncharacterized. NCBI's taxonomy places the organism in Eukaryota, Fungi, Ascomycota, Sordariomycetes, Sordariales, Sordariaceae. The coding region runs from base 216 to 923 and encodes 235 amino acids. The transcript has a single exon. The record is from RefSeq and is a predicted model, not a curated record.
UAUUUCGACACGUCCGGUUCGAUGACUCCAUUCACUGGGCUUGAUCCCGCAUGUACUGUCUCUCCCACUACUUUCUAGCCGACCAACGCCAACCUGCGCAACUGCAUCUGAACCACCAUUCUACCUUUGCUCGCGACUAAAGGCCUGGCAACAACCAUACGGGGCUGAUAACGCAACGAAAUCAAUCAUCGAUUCGAUCUCGCCUACGAAUUCCAAUGUCCGCCGCCAUCAAUGCGGCUGAAGCCGCCCGAGAGCCCCUCGCCUCCAUCAGCUUCCUUACCGACGGCUGCGUUAACUACAUCGGCAUCAACAUUACCGUAACCCACGAGAUCAAGUCCAGCGUGGCUGCUCGCCUGCUCCGCUACGAAGCUCCCUUACCGCACGCCACAAACCCCCUCCCAACUAUCCCACAGGGCCGCUCCCGCUACGUCAUCCCGCCUCCCUCGCGCCGUCGAUCCAGUCGCUUCCUCCUCAAAGACAGCGAAUUCCCUUCCCCAUCCGUUCCUGCCAGUGGAAUCGCCGCCGAUGAGCCCGUGGUCUGGCUCCCUGCGCAACAAGUUUGGGUGAAGAACCACCAAGGCAACGUCGUGCCUCCGUCAAACAAGCUGCGCAUUGGCCCCCAGAGCUUUGUCAGUCUGUUGGGUCGCGAUGGAACAUAUGCGGCUGUUUGCCAUGUUUCGCAGGUUGAGAGGGUGAUUGCGUACAUUGCUGAUGUCAACUCGGCCAAGUCGGAGCGGUUGUGCGUUGCUACUGGAGGCGUGGACUUUCCCGAGGACGAGAGACGGUGGAUAUAUGUGGUUUCUUGUGUAGGUGCGGCUACGGAGGAAUGGGAGGGCUUCGAUGGUGCCGGCUUUGAGCUAGGUGGUUGGGGAGAUGAGAAGGUAGAGGACAAGGAUGGCCGUUGCGUGGAGGAUCGCCCCUGAAAAUCUGGGUAUUCUUUCUCUGCUACUCUUGCCUUUGAAUCUAAAGCUAACAGCUGGUGCCUAGGAUGACACGAUCUGCGAGUCCU